GCAAGUUGUGUUUAGGAAUUUUGUUUUGCGUUGAUAAUUUUUUAAACGAAAUAUAAUUUUCAUUAAACGCUUGACGCGUUAACUUCUGUGAGAGAUUUUGUUAAGUUUCAUAAUAAGAUUGUUGUGUAAAGUGUUAAAAAGUGUAACUUCAAAUGGCUGACGCUGAGCAAUACAUUAAAGAUAUACAGAGAGAGUAUGUGGAUUUCUUGGACGAUGAAGAGGAUCAGGGUAUAUAUUCGGGCCAUGUUAAAGAUAUGAUAGCGGAGAAAAGCAGACGUCUAAUUAUUAAUAUUAACGACUUAAAACGCAAAAAUCCACAACGUGCUUUGGGAUUGCUUGGUAACGCAUCAGACGAACAGUUAGCGUUCGGCAGGGCUCUCAAGGAAUAUGUAUCAACAGUUGAUCCAUCAUACGCCAAACAGCAUGAAGACUUCUUUGUGGGAUUUGAAGGAUGCUUUGGCAACCGUCAUGUAACGCCGCGUUCUCUCACCUCAAUAUAUUUGGGUAAUAUGGUUUGUGUAGAAGGGAUUGUCACAAAAGUGUCUCUCAUUCAUCCUAAAAUUGUGCGAUCCGUCCACUUUUGUCCGGCCACACGUAAAGUGAUGGAACGCAAAUAUACUGAUUUGACGUCAUUUGAGGCUGUGCCAUCGAGUGCUGCGUAUCCUACAAAAGACGAAGAUGGGAAUUUAUUAGAAACUGAGUUCGGUUUGUCCGUAUACAAAGACCAUCAGUCUUUGACCAUACAAGAAAUGCCAGAAAAAGCACCAGCUGGGCAGUUGCCACGUUCAGUUGAUAUUGUAUGCGAUGACGAUCUAGUUGAUCGCUGCAAGCCGGGAGAUCGUGUACAGAUUGUGGGUAAUUAUCGCUGCUUGCCGGGCAAACAGGCUGGAUACACAUCUGGCACAUUUCGCACCGUGCUAUUGGCAAACAACAUUUCAUUGCUGAGCAAGGAAAGCAAUAUGGACAUCAGUCGCGAAGAUAUCAUCUUGUGUAAGAAACUGGCCAAAAGCAAUGAUAUAUAUGAGUUGCUUUCAAAGAGCUUAGCACCGUCCAUUCAUGGACACGCUUUUGUUAAGCAAGCCAUUUUAUGCCUUCUUUUAGGAGGUGUGGAGAAACUCCUUCCAAAUGGCACACGUUUGCGUGGUGAUAUAAAUGUUUUGCUUAUAGGCGAUCCUAGUGUGGCAAAGUCUCAGCUUUUGCGUUACGUUUUGAAUACGGCACCUCGCGCUAUACCAACAACCGGCCGUGGUUCUAGUGGUGUGGGUCUUACUGCAGCAGUGACCACUGACCAGGAGACUGGAGAACGACGUUUAGAGGCUGGUGCAAUGGUGUUGGCUGAUCGUGGUGUUGUCUGCAUAGAUGAGUUUGAUAAAAUGAGUGACAUUGACAGAACAGCAAUUCACGAAGUAAUGGAACAGGGCCGCGUCACUAUUUCAAAGGCUGGUAUUCAUGCCUCCUUAAACGCUCGUUGUUCUGUACUAGCUGCAGCCAAUCCUGUCUAUGGUCGAUAUGAUCAAUACAAAACGCCAAUGGAGAAUAUUGGUCUACAGGAUUCUCUGCUCUCACGUUUUGACUUGCUGUUCGUCAUGUUGGAUGUCAUUGACAGCGAUAUUGACCAAAUGAUUUCCGAUCAUGUUGUACGCAUGCAUCGCUACCGUAAUCCAAAAGAAGUAGAUGGUGAACCACUUUCAAUGGGUAGUUCUUAUGCGGAUUCACUCUCGUUCUCGUCGAAUAGCGAUGAGAAGAAAGAGACCGAAGUCUAUGAAAAGUACGACGCUUUACUUCAUGGAAAAUCUCGAAAGCGACAUGAAAAAAUUCUAUCUGUAGAGUUUAUGAGAAAAUACAUUCACAUUGCAAAGUGUAUGAAACCGAAAUUAAGCGAACAGGCCUGCGAAGCCAUAUCGAAUGAAUACUCCCGUCUGCGAUCGCAGGAAAGUGUACAAAAUGAUGUGGCUCGUACGCAGCCAGUUACAGCUCGUACUUUGGAGACUUUAAUUCGUUUGUCCACCGCACAUGCCAGAGCUCGUAUGUCUAAGAACGUCACUGUAGAUGAUGCUCAUGCUGCUAUAGAACUGGUACAGUUUGCCUACUUUAAAAAAGUUUUGGAGAAAGAAAAGGGUCAAAAGCGCCGCAGAGACGGUGGAUCUUCAGAUGAAGAAAUUGUUCCUGAAGAUAAUGUAACGCAGAAAUCACCCUCACGUCGCACCAAACGUACUCGUACAGAUGCCAGCCAAGACACAACAAAUAUUGGUGCGGACAGUGAUGAGGAAAUUGAGACCCCACAGCCUGAUGCUGGCGAUUUAACACGUCGUGAUACACGAAGAUCGUUACCCGACCGCAAACAAUCUACUACAAAUGUCACCACUCAGUCCGAGUCGCAAACUUCGCUAGACACGUCAUCUGCAGGUGCUGACGCCUCUACGCCCGCCUCUAUAACUGACGCUCGCUUGGGUGUUUUCAAAAAUAAUCUUCAGCGUUUGUUCCGAGAAGCCAGAGAACAAAGCUUGUCCUUGGCUCGCAUUACUACAGCCAUCAAUGAAAACAAUGAUGAACAGUUCACAGAUGGCGAAAUAGAAGCAGCUGUUACUCGUAUGACCGAUGACAAUCAAAUUAUGGUUGCAGAUGGAAUCGUUUUCUUAAUCUAAAACAAACGAAAAAGACAAAUUUUUAUUAAACAAUGAACCACAUACAUUAUUAUUAAGAUUCAAAAUUAUACCGUUAUUUGUUACACUUUUUAAAAUAAAGUAUGCAUUUUUUUGCAUUUUUCUACUUAUACUUUAAUA
Molecule: messenger RNA, 2783 nt
Organism: Calliphora vicina (urban bluebottle blowfly)
Lineage: Eukaryota; Metazoa; Arthropoda; Insecta; Diptera; Calliphoridae
Gene: Mcm3
Product: minichromosome maintenance 3
Exons: 2
Coding region: 153-2645 (830 amino acids)
Biological process (GO): DNA replication; DNA strand elongation involved in DNA replication; mitotic DNA replication initiation
Cellular component (GO): MCM complex; nucleus
Molecular function (GO): single-stranded DNA helicase activity; single-stranded DNA binding; ATP binding
Source: RefSeq, a predicted model, not a curated record